UGGUGUGGAAACAUUUGUUUAGCCAUUGCAAAUAUGGAAUGGUCUACAUCUCAGUAUAAGUCAGAGUCAUUAGCUGCAGAAUCUUUGGCAUGUGAUAUGGAUAGAUGGAUAACUUACAGACAGACAGAUCAACCUUAUGAAGUAUUUGAACAAUGGUUAAAUACAAACUUACCAUCAUGCCAUUACAGAUCAAAGGGAGUUGGUUGGAUAUGUGUCAGGGGAAACCAAUAUGAAGAAGAUGAAGAGGAUGAAGAUGAAGAGGAAGGAGAUGAAGAGGAUGAAGAUGAUGAUGAUAAGGACCUUGAAGGAUUACAUCAAAUGUGGGAGGAUAUUCAGAAAUCUAAUAGACCCAUAAAUGUGGAGACAAUUUCUGAUUUAGCCAGAAUAUUUAAAGUUACAUGUGGAAAAUGGCUUUUCCAUGCUGAAACUGGUGCAAAAGCUGACCAUUUAUGGAGUAUUGUAGCUAAGGCUAUUGUUAAGGGGGAAAUUCCUUGUCACAGUGCCAAGGUUUCUCCAGUUGAAGACUGUGGUGAAAACAAGAACAAGUUUGAACAUGUAGUAUGUGUAUAUAAUGAUAAUUAUCUGAAUGAGGAGGAAGUUAUGGACUGUGAACAUGGACUCAGAAAAAUUGGUAUAAAAUGUCCAUUGAUGUAUAAACCAGAUGUAUACACCUAUUUAGGAGUUUAUCGUAAUAAUCCAUGGGAUCUACGACCCUCACUGUAUCGUAGUAAUUAUGAUGUCAUAUCUGGAAAGUCAAAAAUUGACUUUUCUAGUGCUCCAGGUCACAGAUAAAUGGAGAUCCAAUUGACACUUUUACUGAAGUAAAUGCAAUAGUCCCUACAACAGAUGCCAUUUUUACUUAGAUCCUUCUGUACAUUCAAGUAUGAUGUAACGCAUGUCAUCUGUGUUGAGUUUUAGCUCAUCUGCCUGAUGCAGAUUUUUGGAGGAUAUAUACGUGCCAUUUUAGAGUGUUUGCAUAUUAAUUUGUAAACAUGUUUUUUUCUGAUGUUUAUGCUUAUUAGUUAAAUUGUUGUAAUUGUUGAAAUUAAAUAAAUAAAUAA
Molecule: messenger RNA, 1061 nt
Organism: Mytilus trossulus (common blue mussel)
Lineage: Eukaryota; Metazoa; Mollusca; Bivalvia; Mytilida; Mytilidae
Product: UPF0696 protein C11orf68 homolog
Exons: 3
Coding region: 34-792 (252 amino acids)
Source: RefSeq, a predicted model, not a curated record